Molecule: messenger RNA, 1347 nt
Organism: Nanorana parkeri
Lineage: Eukaryota; Metazoa; Chordata; Amphibia; Anura; Dicroglossidae
Gene: AADAT
Product: aminoadipate aminotransferase
Exons: 14
Coding region: 6-1313 (435 amino acids)
Biological process (GO): biosynthetic process
Molecular function (GO): pyridoxal phosphate binding; L-kynurenine:2-oxoglutarate transaminase activity
Source: RefSeq, a predicted model, not a curated record
CAGCCAUGUCCACUGUCCGCAGUGCCACAGAAAUGAAUUACGCACGGUUUCUUACGGCAGUGAGUGCAGCAAGACAACCCUCACCUAUACGGGCUAUGACCGAUCUGUUAAUGAAAUCUCCACCAUCAAUGAUAUCCUUAUCUGGGGGAAUCCCAAAUCCAAAUACAUUUCCAUUCAAAGCUGCAAGCAUAACAAUGAAUGAUGGGACAGCCAUUGAGAUUGGGGAGAGUUUGAUGAAGAAAGCUCUACAGUACUCUGCAACAUCUGGAAUUCCCGAAUUAAUCUCCUGGCUGAAAGAUUUACAGAACCAAUUGCACAAUCCGCCAACACUUACUUACAGCCCCGAGAAAGGUCAGAUGGAGCUGUGUGUCACCACUGGAAGUCAGGAGGGUCUGUCCAAAAUAUUUGAAAUGCUAGUGAAUGCUGGAGACAAUGUCUUACUGGACGAGCCAACCUAUUCUGGAACUCUAGCCGCUGUAAAACCACUGGGUUGCAAUCUUAUUGGUGUCCCCACUGACCAAAACGGUAUUAUUCCCAAGGCUCUUAAGAAUAUUCUUUCCAGAUGGCGACCAGAGGAUGCCACUAAUCCUAAAAAGAAUUCCCCAAAAGUUCUUUAUACCAUACCAAAUGGAGGUAAUCCCUCUGGGGCCUCACUGACUGAAGAGCGCAAAAUAGAAAUCUACAAGAUUGCACAAGAGUAUGAUUUAAUUAUUGUGGAAGAUGACCCCUAUUAUUUUCUCCAGUUCAACAAGCCUUGGGCUCCAUCUUUUCUCUCAAUGGAUGUUGAUGGGCGUGUUAUCAGAGCAGACUCUAUGUCCAAAGUCCUUUCUUCCGGAUUGAGGAUUGGCUUUUUAACAGGUCCCAAGCCACUUAUAGACAGAAUAAUUCUGCACAUGCAGGUCUCUACCUUACAUACAAGUUCCUUCACUCAGAUUAUGAUACAUCAGCUUCUGCAGAAGUGGGGUGUAGAAGGCUUCCUGGAACAUACUGAUAGGGUAAUAAACUUCUAUAAAUCACAGAGGGAUGUCAUGCUUGCUUCUGCAGAUAAGUGGCUAACAGGUUUGGCUGAGUGGCACUGUCCUUCAGCUGGCAUGUUCCUAUGGCUGAAGAUUAAAGGAGUGCCUGAUACACAUCAAUUGAUCAUGCAAAAAGCAAUAAGUAACCAGGUUCUUUUAGUUCCUGGUUCCGCGUUCACUACUGACAGUUCAAAACCCAGCUCUUAUGUGAGAGCCUCUUUCUCUUUGUCUACCCCAGAGCAGAUGGACUUGGGACUGCAAAGACUGGCAUCUCUUAUCGUUGCAGAAAGAAAAUGAAUAAGCUACCUACUACAUAGAAACUACAAAUUGU